AUGGUCGCGAAGGUUAUCUCUGAGCCUAAGUCCCCGGUCAGCAGGGCUUAUCUUUUCCUGUACAAUACCACCUGUGCCAUCCUAUGGCUGUCUAUUCUGAUCACUAUCAUAACAAAUUUGAUCUCAUCCCAAGACGUCGCGGAUAUUUACGAAAAUGUCGAAUUGUGGGCAAGAUAUACUCAGACUCUAGCCGUGGUCGAAAUUCUUCACGCGGCAACCAGUAAGCACAUACAUCCCUCGUCUCAACCCCCUUUACCCUAUCAUCCCGACCCUUGUUACGAUGAUACUAAUCAAGGUCAUAUUGUAGAAUUAACCAGAUCUCCAGUUUUUACCACAUUCACGCAGGUCUUUGCUCGCUCCGUGCAGGUCUGGGCAAUCAACUAUGCAUUUACUAGUGUGACGGCUCCGUCGGUGGCGUACCCUGUUAUGCUACUGGCAUGGUCUUCGGCAGACAUAAUUCGCUAUCUGUAUUUUGCAAUUAUACAAGCGGGUUACUCAGUACCGGAAUUUCUAAAAUGGUCUAGAUACUCAUUUUUCUUGGUUUUAUACCCUAUUGGAAUUGGAAGCGAAUGGUGGCUUAUGUACAAGGCGACCACAGCCACCACUAGAUGGGCUGUAUUAUGCAUUUUUUAUUUCUUCUUGGGUCUUUACCAAAGACGGAAGGUUCUUGGAAAAAAGUAG
This is a messenger RNA of Penicillium macrosclerotiorum, 681 nucleotides long. Its product is annotated as putative membrane protein. The transcript is spliced from 3 exons. Gene Ontology annotation, cellular component: endoplasmic reticulum membrane. Gene Ontology annotation, molecular function: 3-hydroxyacyl-CoA dehydratase activity. NCBI's taxonomy places the organism in Eukaryota, Fungi, Ascomycota, Eurotiomycetes, Eurotiales, Aspergillaceae. The record is from RefSeq and is a predicted model, not a curated record. Gene Ontology annotation, biological process: sphingolipid biosynthetic process; very long-chain fatty acid biosynthetic process; fatty acid elongation. The coding region runs from base 1 to 681 and encodes 226 amino acids.